Zingiber officinale is the source of this 435-nucleotide messenger RNA. RefSeq lists its product as uncharacterized. Lineage: Eukaryota; Viridiplantae; Streptophyta; Magnoliopsida; Zingiberales; Zingiberaceae. The coding region runs from base 1 to 435 and encodes 144 amino acids. The transcript has 2 exons. The record is from RefSeq and is a predicted model, not a curated record.
AUGGCGUUCGAGUCGUGGCUGGCCGAGAAGGCGAGAGAAGAGCUGGAGGUUCUGGAAGCCAAACACCCCUCGCGUUUCCACCUUCUCAAGCUCGAGCUCCAAUCCCUUAUCUCCCAUCCCGACUCCUGCGCCCAACUCUUCUUCUGCCCUGCUUCUGCUGCUCGUGACGACGACGAUAAUGCCUUGAGUUUUACCCCAACUUCUACUGCUCCGACACAAGUGUCGUCCAAUAGAAAGAGGAAAAUAAAGUGGAGGGAGGAGGAGCAGGAGGAGGGUCAUCAUCGGAAGAACAAGGAGAUGAAAGCGUCAGCAGCAGCAAGAGUUGGUGAUGGAAGUGGGAAGAAGAGUAGAAGCAGCAGUGUGGAGGCGGCCAUCAGAAGGGCCGAAGCUUGCUUGGAGAUGAUUCGAAAGGUCAAGCAGAACUUGUUUUGUUAG